AUGGAACAUUCAGGCGAUGUGGGCGAGACACUGUACUGUAUAUGUCGGUCAUCAGAUUGUGAAAGAUUUAUGAUUGGAUGCGACCAUUGUGAAGAAUGGUAUCAUGGAGAUUGCAUUGGAGUCACACAGCUUGACGCAAGGUCAAUCAAGCGUUACUACUGUGAUGCUUGCAGAGCCCAUAAUCCGAAUCUGGAAAUACAGUACAAGAAUAGAAAGAAAGAAAGGCGGGCAGUUAGUGAGUCCAGUGACCAUGAAAAGGGGGACAAAAAUAACAAAGAAUACAAAACCAAGCUAAGAGAGAAAAUGAUGGCAAAGAGCAGAAUGACACGAAGAUGUGGAGAAUGCAGUGCAUGUCAUCGAGCAGAGGAUUGUGGAAGGUGUGAUUUUUGUAAGGACAUGAAAAAAUUUGGAGGAACAAACAAGCUGAGGCAAAAGUGUAGGCUAAGACAGUGUACAAGUUUUGGUUUGUCCUCAUCAGAAAAAGGUUCUGUUGUACCAGAUACAGCUUCCGAAAAAGGAGUGACAGAUUUUUCAGAUUUUGAAGAUGAUUUUGAUGAAGAGGAAGCAUACGAAAAUGUGAAAGUAGCCCCCAAGAGAAGAGAAAAAAGGAACAGUUCUCCAGAAGAGUCUCCAAAAAAGAGGAAAAUUAAGAAAAAACAAAAACAUAAGGAAAAUAAGAAAUCACCCGCAAAGUCACCAGUGAAAUAUAUAAUUGUGUGUGUCUCCAAUUUUUUUAAAAAGAAAUCUCGGCAGAAAAUGAGCUCACGGAGGCAUGCGGAUAUUGAUGAUGCCUUGGAGACAGAUGAUGAUGUGCCACGCCAGUGUUACGGACCUGGAUGCCUGGAGCCUGCAAGAGUUGGCUCAAAAUACUGUUCUGAUGAGUGUGGAAUGAAGCUGGCUAAAAGCCGGAUUUAUGAAAUUCUGCCGUCACGAAUCCAGCAGUGGCAGAGCAGCCCGUGUGUAGGUGAGGAAAACAACAAGAAAACUCUAGAAAAACUUGGACAAGAAACAAUGGAAGCAAGACAAAAACUUCGUCAGUUGGACAUGAAAAUCCAGGAGCUUGAUGCGCUGGUUGAAAGGGGCAGGCGACUCCAAAUGGAUUCUGAGCAAGAGGGAACUGACCAGGAAGAAGACACCGAGUUGAGUGUGUACUGUGUGACAUGUGGCACUGAGUUAAACCAGAAGGGGGCUUUAAGACACAUGGAAAAAUGCUACCUAAAGUUUGAAGCUCAGACGUCCUUCUGGUCUUUAUACAAGACUCGCAUUGAGGGCAAUUCCAUGUUUUGUGAUUUUUACAACCCUCAGCAGAAAAUGUACUGCAAACGGUUAAAGGUUUUGUGUCCUGAACAUACCAAGGAACCAAAGGUCCCACCAGAUGCAGUCUGUGGGUGCCCCAUAAACACAGAGCUGUUUGAAGAGGGUGAAACUUUGUGCAGGGCCCCUAAGAAAAAAUGUGUCAAGCACUUCUGCUGGGAGAAACUGCGACGGGCAGAAAUUGACAUGCACCGACUGAGACAGUGGAUGAAGCUGGAUGACCUUUUUGAACAAGAACGGAACAUUAGAAUGGCCAUGUCUAACCGCAUGGGAGUGCUGGGACUGAUGUUGCACCAGACAGUUGACCAUGACCCUAUGACCCCAAUGAAAUCAAACUCCCGUUAA
Molecule: messenger RNA, 1659 nt
Organism: Candidula unifasciata
Lineage: Eukaryota; Metazoa; Mollusca; Gastropoda; Stylommatophora; Geomitridae
Source: the annotation of a GenBank genome assembly